Syngnathus acus (greater pipefish) is the source of this 1306-nucleotide messenger RNA. Its product is annotated as myeloid-associated differentiation marker-like. The record is from RefSeq and is a predicted model, not a curated record. NCBI's taxonomy places the organism in Eukaryota, Metazoa, Chordata, Actinopteri, Syngnathiformes, Syngnathidae. Bases 97 to 954 code for a protein of 285 amino acids. Gene Ontology annotation, cellular component: membrane. The transcript has a single exon.
UCUCGCCAACGCGGAUCUCAAAAAGAUGGAGUGAGUGGAGAAGAGGGGGGGGCGGGGUGGUCUUUUGUGAGGUGACUGCCGUUUGCCGGAGCAGCCAUGAUCCACGUGGACCUUCGCGCUGUGACCCAGCCGCUGGGCAUCCUGCGCUUGAUGGCCAGCGUCCUCACGUGUAUGGCUUUCAGUCUGGUGGCAUCGGUGGGCCACGUCCCCUCUCCUUACUGGGCCUGGUGCAUGUUCACCUGGUGCUUCUGCUUCUUCUUCACCUUCCUCAUCGUCAUCCUGGAGUUCACCACCUUCAGCGGCAAGUUGCCUUUCGCCUGGGAUGACUUCACCACCGCCUUCGCCGUGCUGGCCAGCAUCAUGUGCUUGGCCGCCUCCGUCAUCUACCCGACGUUUUUCACCUGCGACGUGUGCUACAGACAGAUGGGCGCUUCCGUGGUGUCCUGGGUGUGUUUCGGGGUCUACGUGGGCGAGGUGACUCUCAAUCGCCUUCGGCCCGGCGGCCAGAUCCGUGGCUUCCUCUCCACGGCGCCGGGCGUGAUGAAGAUGCUGGAGACUUUCCUGGCCUGUCUCAUCUUCACGUCUCUGGAGGAACGUCAGUACAGCGGCACUCCUGCGCUGCAGUGGUGCGUGGCGGCGUACUCCUUGUGCUUCAUCUUGGCCGUGCUCAUCAUCCUGCUGAGUGUGGCGCAGCUGACCUCCUUAUUUCCCUUUUUCGACAAGCUAGUGAUCGCCUAUGACGUUUUAGCGUGCGCCAUGUACGCGACGGCCGUGGUGAUCUGGCCGCUUUUUAGUUUCCGCGACAACGGGAGACCGCCCGACUGCGGCUACCUGUGCUCAUGGGAUAAACUGGUGAUUGUCAGCGUCAUGACAAUUCUCAACUUGUGCGUUUACAUCCUGGAUUCGGUCUACUCCGUACGGCUCGUGCUGUGCAGCAGCACGGAGCGAAGCUAACAUUUGUGUCCUGUGCUUGAUGGAACUUCGAGAUCACUUUGUAUACAAAAUGUUGGUUGAAUUUUUUUUCAUUCUCAUUUGUUCAUUCUCAUUUCAUUAUGAAAUAAGUGGAAGUAAUCAAAGAACAUUUGGAGCUGAUUGGUUUUUGUCUAGUUAAUGAUUCAAAUUCUAUCACUCCCAUAAAAAGAGAAAUAAAUAGCAUGUGGAACUUUGGAUCCAGGGACAACGAAAAGGCUCAACAGAGCAAUUACGUCACUUUAUUACCAUCAUAAAUGCUGCAUAACUCUGAUUAUAGGUGUGACAUGAUGUUGCCAAGGAAUGAAUCUUUUAACACUAACUUGCAACUUAAUAA